AAAAAGUGUAUAGGAAGGUUAACAACAAAUAAGGGUUGUCUCUUUUUUAAGUGAUUUUUCUCUUUUGUUAUCAUUUUUUGACAUUUUUCCCAUACAAGCUCUAUCCUACACUUAAACCCCACACCAGCCCAUGCCUGUCGUUAUCUUGAUUGAUAAUAGAUUGCUUUUGUCUAGUACUUAUUUUUUCAAAGGCGUUUCAGAUAUGUUAUCCUAGAACCGUCCUGAGAAACUGAUAGGGUCGACUUACAUUUUAUAGAAGCUAUGAAAGGGCUUCUUAUUUUUAGCCCGGCAGCCGUCUCCGGGUUGGGGUCCCAUUGCUGUGACUAAAAUGGGUAUGUCAUCUCUCCAACCUGUGGAGCAGGUACUACAUACAGGGAUCCCACUGAAAGUGGCUCUUCCAUACCAACGGAAGGGAUUCUUUUUAUUGUGCUGUGUCACAGUCAGGGGUUAAUUUCUCCUGAUCUGUUUGUACUUUUUCCAUCCCCAGUUUUAACUAGUUAUUUAAACCCUCAUCAACCGCUUUGGUUCUUUUCUCCCCCGGAUUUUAUUAGCUGCCCCAGUACAGCACCUGUACUUGACAAUUCCUGUUGCUAGUUUGUUGGUACAAUUUUGGAUUACUUUUGAUCUCUUUAAUGUAACAAUUUUUGUCUGAUUGGAAAACUAAGGGAAUGAGGGAACCUAUUAUGUAUAGCCAGCUUCUAGAUUUCAAUGCAAGAACUUUUAUUAAAUAAAACUGCUACUCUAUAGUUUAACAUUAGAAAAGAGGGGAAUAAGUCCACAUUGGGAUAUGUGGUGCCAAUAGUAAUGUAGUCUACACACGUAUUUAAAAUUAUUUUCAAAGGUUUAAAUUAUUAAGGUGAUGGGAGUUUCUAAAAAGAAAAAAAUGGAGGAGAUGGUUGUAGGAAGAAGUUGGUGUAAUUCAUUUUACCGGGCCGAUGUUAUGGUUAUUCUUAGUGGUUCAGUCUAAGCCACUAAGAUUAUGGGACUUAACCUGGAAGGGAGUGAAGGGUACAGAACAGUGAUACAAGAAAGGUGUGCUAUAGAUUACAUGCCAGUAGGGUAGGGCAGACAUAAUAGGUGAGUGUCUUAAGUGUAGUAGCUGCUAUAAUAGAUGCUGGUGUGAGGGUACAGUCUGUGUGGUUAUCAAGUCCCUGGCAUAGACAAGAAAAUGUGAAGCCACAAGCCCUUACUGGGAUAACUGCAAGGUGCUUAAUGCAACAGGAGUGGAGAGACAGGUGGCAAAAGCCAGGGAUGGACUCAGGAAACGAAGGCCUGAUGGUGGAUGGAGGGCCUAGUAUGCCACCCAGGGGAGCUCGGGUAAAGGCUUUGGAUACCCCCAAAAGGUUUUAAACAGCUGCUAAAAACUGUUACCUAUUAAAUAUUUUUCAUAACCUUCUCCAAAGAACUCAAAAGCACCCUCUCAGUGGUGAGUAAUGUAAACUAAGAAAGGAGCCAGCAGUUGAGUGCCCGCUUUGUUUUGGAGGUUCUGCUCCCUGCCUUGGAGGAGAUGAUGUGUAGUGCUCUGGAAAGGCAAAAUGACAGGGGGCCAAAGCUUGAUAGAUGUGGAGGGAUUUGGGAGCUACUGCAAGAGAAAUGGGUCACUUGGUGUAGGGGUGUAGGUGGAAUGAGUUGGGUGGAGAACAAACAUCUGACUAACAAAGGGGAAGGCGUAUCCACUUGCAGGCUUUCCACACAACCAUGAUUUAUGGGGCAGGAAGCCCACAAAUAAUAUCAAUUUAAAUAUGGAAUGAAGUUGAGCAUCUUUAGAUCAUGAAGCACUUUAUACCUGCCUCUAGUUUUUUCAUGGGGUUUAAAUUAAAAAUAUUUUAAAAUAUAUGUAUAUAAAGUAGUGAGUGAGGUUAUGAACUAUAUAAAUGAGAGAAGAUACUAAUCAUCCCUUUUUUGUUCCUAUCUAACCUAUGAUCCAAAUGUUUUGUUGAUGUUGGUUGAUAGCAGAAGUAGCCUCUACACAGGGCUUCUGACAAAACUGCAGCCGGCUCCUCCAGGAGCACCACUGUCUUCAAAAUAUUUGGACAAAGUGCUGGUGAGAAGACCUCGCAGCUACUCACGAGGUGGGGUCUAGAGGCAAUAAAAGCUCACGACCUCAGUGCUUGCACAAGAGGUUUCCUGUAAUGUCUAUUUUCCAGAGGAAUUCUCUGCUAAUGAAGCCAGUUGGCUGUUUGCCUAGUGCCAUCUGGAGACCUGGAAGUGUCACAGAAGUUUGUUAGGCCUUUUCGAGAUUGACUUUGUGGACCUGUCUGCUGACAGGUGGUGACCUUCACUGGGUUGAAGGCAGAGAACUGUGGCGUUGGGUUUGACUCCUUCCAGCAUUUAGGCAGAAAUGCCACUCAACCCCCCUCCCACACCUAUUGCCUGUUUAGUGGCCACUUGGCCUUCUCUGCCAUUUGGUAGCAUCCAUUCCCCCCAAAUUCCUUCUGCCCGUUGGUUCCUAGUCAGGUCUUACCCAAUCUAACUCCAUCCAGUAUGCGCUUACCUGAUGAAAACUGAUGGCAUGAAGCAGGGUCACUUGCAUUUCCUUCUAAGGGCCAGGACGAAAUAUCCAGUAGCACCCUUCCAGUGGUUAGCUUAAACCUUGACAGGCUUGAAGCACUUGUCCUAGUUAUUAGUGGAGAAGACAGCUGAUCAUAAUGCAGGGGUUUGGGAGUCCUAUGUAAAGCCCAGCUCUGGGUGGGCUUCCUGUCAACUGUUUUGCCAUCAGAGGCUGUGAACCUAGGUGGAAACCCUAAGUCCAUUUUUUUCUACUUGCAGUUUAAGUGAGAAAAGAUUGUUCUGGGGGUGAUGCUGAAAUUCUGAACACACUGGUGUGUUUUACUUCUUGAUUAGGGCAAUUUUGCUUGCACAAAAGGUCUUUGAAAAGCCUCAUGAUAAUAAUACUUUUUAUGUCUAUGAAUCAAAAUGGCUCAGUUCUGGCAAUUUUUACAUUAAGGGACAAUGUAGGAGUGGGUUUCAAAUAUCUCUCUUGAUUAUUCUAAAUUAUUUGGGCAUAUGUUUCUAAUUGGCAAAAAAAAAAAAGACUUAAGAAAUAGUCAUUUUUAUUCCAUCAAGUUAAUGGUGAAUGGCUUAUUUAAUAAAGCAUGUCUGUGAUUUAACACAAAUAGCACCGUACAGCUGUUCAUUUGUCAAUCUUUUUGCCUGUUGAAGCGCCUUAGACUUUUAUUAAAGGAUAGAGUCACUUAGAGGAGAAAUCUGUCAUUUUAAAUCAUUCGUCCCUAAGCUACUAGGUUAGGUGGGUGCUGCAAGAAGCAUCCUUCAUGGCUUGAGAAUCGAAAUCCUCGAUUUUUAUUUAUGUUAUUUAUUUUUUUCUGCGCUAAAAGCCACCAGAGAGAAGAUUGACUUCAUAUCUGCAGAGGAACGAUUGCCUGAAAGCACACAGCGAGUUGGUAGGGAAGCGGGUUGCUCACGUAGGACUCCUGGUCCUGCGCUCUAGCUCUAACCACUGCUACCCGCCUUCGCCCACAUGUGCACUGGGGAGUUAUAAAGUGAGUUAUGAGAAUAAAAAGGCGGGAAGUCCUUCCUCUCAAUCUUAAGGAGCAGCGUUCUGCGGUGGGAGCUCCGUGGACCCAGGGUCCUUGCCUUCAGCAUCUUAACCUUGCUCCCCUUCCUCCGAAGUUGCGGAGGUGCCGGGAAGAGGAGGGGCUUUGCUUCGGGCGUCCGAGUGAUUGGCUGCCCAGGGCCCCUGGCGAGGGCUGUGUGGUCCAGCCCGGGUGGAGAGGGGCGGAGCGGCCACUGCUCCAACCAUCGCCACCACUGCCACAGUUGCAGCCUCAGCUGCUAGGCAAGUAGCUCCUAGCCGCGGCUUCCUUGGAACCCCGACGAGGACGAGGGCACUACGCUCUGUUCUUUUCUGCUCGCUCCGCACGGAACCAUGCUGGCCACCUGCACGUAACCAGCUCGUCGGGGCAGCCGCGGCCCGACCCUGUAUACAGUCGCUCUCCCGAGUCCAGUUUUCCUCACACGGAACUCGGUCUCUGCUCGUCCCUCUCAACCAUGCCCCGGGCGACUGCACUUGGGGCCCUUGGGCCACUGCUACUACUGCUGCUGCUGCUGCUGCUGCUGUUGCCGCUGCCCCGCCACGCCGAGGGCCUCGGGGAGCGCUCAGACGCCGCCUCGGACUACUCGGCGCUGGAAGGCGAGGAAAGCGCGGAGCAGCAGCUGGAGUAUUACCACGACCCGUGCAAAGCUGCUGUCUUUUGGGGAGACAUUGCCCUAGAUGAAGAAGACCUCAAGCUAUUUCAUAUCGACAAGACCCAAGACUGGAUCAAGCAGUCAGUGGCAGAAACGGGGCAUCAGACAGGUGGCCUUGAAGAACAGUCAUUCGAGAGCUGGUCGAAUGCUACAGCCACGAAUGCCAGCAGCCAGGAAGCUAGAAAGGAUGGCAAGGAGAAUGUCAUGCUUCCGCAGAACCCUGGGACCUCGAAUGGCAGAGCUGAGACCUUCUCUCCCCGGGUCCGAAGAGCCACAACCUCAAGGACAGAGAGGAUAUGGCCUGGAGGCGUCAUCCCCUACAUCAUUGGAGGGAACUUCACUGGAAGCCAGAGGGCCAUUUUUAAGCAGGCCAUGAGACACUGGGAGAAGCACACCUGUGUGACCUUCAUAGAGAGGACGGAUGAAGAAAGCUUUAUUGUGUUCAGCUACAGAACCUGUGGCUGUUGCUCCUAUGUUGGGCGCCGAGGAGGAGGCCCACAGGCCAUAUCCAUUGGGAAAAACUGUGACAAGUUCGGCAUUGUGGCUCAUGAGCUGGGCCACGUGGUUGGGUUCUGGCAUGAACACACCCGGCCAGACAGAGAUCAGCAUGUCACCAUCAUCAGAGAAAACAUCCAGCCAGGUCAGGAGUAUAAUUUCCUAAAAAUGGAAGCUGGGGAAGUGAGCUCUCUGGGAGAGACGUACGACUUUGACAGCAUCAUGCACUACGCCCGGAACACCUUCUCAAGAGGAGUUUUCUUAGACACCAUCCUCCCCCGUCGAGACGACAAUGGCGUCAGGCCAACCAUCGGCCAGCGUGUGCGGCUCAGUCAGGGAGACAUAGCUCAAGCCAGGAAGCUGUACAAGUGCCCAGCUUGUGGGGAGACGCUGCAGGACACAACGGGAAACUUCUCUGCACCUGGUUUUCCAAACGGCUACCCUUCCUAUUCCCAUUGUGUCUGGAGGAUAUCGGUCACUCCAGGGGAAAAGAUCAUCUUAAACUUCACGUCCAUGGAUUUGUUUAAAAGCCGCCUGUGCUGGUACGACUACGUGGAGGUCCGGGAUGGGUAUUGGAGAAAAGCGCCCCUGUUGGGUAGGUUUUGUGGUGAUAAGGCCCCGGAGCCCCUUGUCUCCACCGACAGCCGACUCUGGGUGGAGUUCCGGAGCAGCAGCAACAUCCUGGGCAAGGGUUUCUUCGCGGUGUAUGAAGCGACGUGUGGGGGAGACAUAAACAAAGAUGCUGGUCAGAUCCAGUCUCCCAACUACCCUGAUGACUACAGACCUUCCAAGGAAUGUGUUUGGAGGAUUACGGUUUCAGAGGGUUUUCACGUGGGGCUCACCUUCCAAGUAUUUGAGAUCGAAAGGCAUGACAGCUGUGCAUAUGACUACCUGGAAAUCCGAGAUGGGCCCACGGAAGAAAGCGCCCUGAUUGGCCACUUUUGUGGCUACGAGAAACCAGAGGAUGUAAAGUCGAGCUCUAACAGAAUGUGGAUGAAGUUUGUGUCCGAUGGCUCCAUCAAUAAAGCGGGCUUUGCAGCCAAUUUUUUCAAGGAGGUGGACGAGUGCUCCUGGCCAGACCGCGGCGGCUGUGAGCAGCGCUGUGUGAACACCCUGGGCAGCUACAAGUGCGCGUGCGACCCCGGCUAUGAGCUGGCCGCCGACAAGAAGACGUGUGAAGUGGCCUGUGGCGGCUUCAUUACCAAGCUGAAUGGAACCAUCACCAGCCCGGGCUGGCCAAAGGACUACCCGACCAACAAAAACUGUGUCUGGCAGGUGGUGGCCCCCGCCCAGUACCAGAUCUCUCUUCAGUUUGAAGUGUUCGAACUGGAAGGCAAUGACGUCUGCAAGUACGACUUCGUGGAGGUGCGCAGCGGCCUGUCCCCAGACGCCCGGCUGCAUGGCAGGUUCUGCGGCUCCGAGACCCCGGAGGUCGUCACCUCGCAGAGCAACAACAUGCGCGUGGAGUUCAAGUCGGACAACACGGUCUCCAAACGCGGCUUCCGGGCCCACUUCUUCUCAGACAAGGAUGAGUGUGCCAAGGACAACGGCUGGUGCCAGCACGAGUGCGUCAACACGUUUGGGAGCUACCUGUGCCGGUGCCGGAACGGCUACCGGCUGCACGAGAACGGACAUGACUGUAAAGAGGCUGGCUGUGCGUACAAGAUCAGCAGUGUGGAGGGGACCCUGACGAGCCCCAACUGGCCUGACAAAUACCCGAGCCGGCGGGAGUGCACCUGGAACAUCUCUUCAACCGCAGGCCACAGGGUGAAACUUACGUUUAACGAGUUCGAGAUCGAGCAGCACCAGGAGUGUGCCUACGACCACCUGGAAGUGUACGACGGCCCCGACAGCCUGGCACCUGUCCUUGGCCGCUUCUGCGGCAGCAAGAAGCCAGACCCCGUGGUGGCUUCGGGCAGCAGCCUGUUCCUUAGGUUUUACUCGGACGCUUCGGUGCAGAGGAAAGGGUUCCAGGCAGAGCACAGCACAGAGUGCGGGGGCAGGCUGAAGGCCGAAGUGCAGACCAAAGAGCUCUAUUCCCACGCCCAGUUUGGGGACAACAACUACCCGAGCCAGGCCCACUGCGACUGGGUGAUUGUGGCGGAGGAUGGCUAUGGCGUGGAGCUGAUAUUCCGGACCUUUGAAGUGGAGGAGGAGGCGGACUGCGGCUACGACUACAUGGAGGCCUACGACGGCUAUGACAGCACAGCGCCCAGGCUCGGCCGCUUCUGUGGCUCUGGGCCACUGGAAGAAAUCUACUCUGCAGGGGACUCUCUGAUGAUCCGGUUCCACACGGACGACACCAUCAACAAGAAAGGCUUCCAGGCCCGGUACACCAGCACCAAGUUCCAGGACGCCCUGCACAUGAAGAAAUAAUGUCGAUGCUCUUGAAAGACAGCAGCUGAGAUGGGUUGUUUUUUUUUUUUUAAAUAAAAAUAGCACCUUGUGAGUCUGCCUAAAAUGGUGUACAGUAUUUUUCUCAAACAGAACCUCAAAAUCUAGUCCUGGAGGUGUGUAUUUGAAGAAGCUUGGCCAACAAGGAAGAGAGAAGACGUUCCUCGGAUUCCAGCUGCAACAUGACCCAUUGUGGGCUUUUAAAGAAGGUUACGGUUUGAAGUCACUGAUCAUUCAAGCUAUGCCUGCUGUUACCCAUUGUCCUUGUCACUCGCUCCUGUGGGGCGAAAGACCCACCCUUCGGUCAGUCAUCCCUCCAUUUCUGGACGUGCUUCCAUAGGUGCCAGUCAUGUGACCAUGCCCUGGAGACUUGGGCUGUCUUCUGUCUGCACUGGGCGAUGAGGGUGAAAGCUGGGCCCCGGCUGGUUUGCUUCUUAGAGCUGUGGCUGGGGACGUGCGCAGCAGGAAACCUGAGCAUAUGGACAUUGGAACUAAGACAGACAUCGCAGUCAGCAGCACACGGAGGGAGCGUGUGCAUAAGAAUUGCGGUCACAAAGUUAGGAGACCAAGAACCUUUCUCUGUGUCAUCUGUCGGCUCUCCCUGUCCCUGUUUUUCCCCAUAUCCCUAAUUGCAUCGGGGGGCUAAGGCACCUGUGGAGUCCAGCAGAACAUUCACUGGUGAGGGCCCCCAGCUUGCCAAGAAGAAAAUGUCCCGGCGCGUUUUGACACUCCUUUGCUCACCAACAUUGAGAAGACUCCACCUGUGCGCCGGGGGGUUCCAUGGGCUUAGAAGGACCUGCCUUCCUCCAGCUGCAGAGACACCUGCUGUGGUUGACCUUGACUCUUUGACAACCAGUUCAAACGGCAUUUGCAAGGUGUGCAAAGACAUCUUACAAGGGCCCAGCUCCGGUCCCUCGUGGGGCGAACACUGCUGAAAACUGGUUAAUUAUAACUUAUGGAAGAAUCAACACCUUGUGGAACAAAUUAACCUUGUCUAACUCCUGUAACCAAUCAGGUUAAAGACUGUACUGGUGACUCUGCUCAGACGGACUAGCAUCCAAUCACCAGCUUGCAAUCAGAAUUCACCACACUUGGCACUUGUCCUAGAGAAGUGUAGAGGUUGUUGUUUACAUAAUUUUAGAACCUCCAGGUAAACUUUAAAUAGCGAGGUAGUUUUGAAUGGCAUUUCAUUAAGGCGUCUAUGGGCAUUAUGAGCUAAAAGCUGUGGUAUGUAGCUUUAAAAGAGUAUUUAUGUCGGGAUAACUAAGUGAUGUUUACAUGGCCAUGAGUCCUGUCUGGUGGGCGCUGGACACAGGACAGAGCCCCAGGGGGUUUUCAGUGAGAGCGCAGACAGCUCCCAAGCACCAGAACUCCUUUGGGCUGAAUGAGCAUUAUUUUAACAAAGUAUUUGCAAAAGGUUAAAGGUUAUAUUUUUUAAAGAUCGGAAUAUGCCCCCAGAGGACUAUGUCUAAUUAAAAUAUUACUGGGAGUAAAAAAGAAUGAAAAAAAGAAAGAAAGAAAGAAAGAAAGAAAGAGAAUAAUAGAAAGAAAGGUGGAAAAUGCAUGGAAAUAUUUUUCCUUAUAACAAAAAAUCAAACUAUUAUUAUGAAUGAUAAUAUAUGUCUGUAUAUAUAUGUAUGUAUGGGAAGGGUCCGCUGUCAGAGCCUUAAAUCAGUGCAGGGUGAUGCCGGCCGGCCCACCGACCGUAGCUUUACAGAGCCGGCCCUCCUGGCCCUGCAACGCACCCGCCUCCUCUCCGCAGCCCUCCCGGCCUCUCUGGGCCCUGCGUGGGGGUUCAGCCUGCAUUCUCUACUGCGACAGAGCACAGACCCUGCCCCAGGAGUCUCUGGGUCAGCAAGUGGAGCAGCUUGUCUCGUGGUCCCCAUCUCACCGGCCUGUGAGGGUGGAUUCCAUUUCUCUGACUUUUGUAUUUUUCUGAGGUUUUAUUUUUGUCUCAGCUUAUCUGUCCAAGUUAAAGCUGGAAUCAGGAUACGUACGGUGGCUGUUAAGGGUUUCUCUCCAAAGACAUGAAAACUGUGUCCUUUCAACCUGUAGAGGUCUAACAAAGAUUAACAAGUUCCCUGGAAAAGCGAGAGGGAGUCAGAAACAGCCAGCUUUGCCUCAGUAAAUGCCCCUCCCAACCCCAGAGAAACAAUGGGACUAAUUUUGAUCUCUUUAGUAUGGGUAUUUUCAAAAACACACAACUUCAACAAUUACCAACCUAUGGCCAAUGUGAAACAAUGGGACUCCUGUGAGACCCUUCAGUGAGGCCUUCUGGGAGUGACGUGUUCCCAGCAAAGACAAGCUCCGAUUCAGCCGGGGCUGCCCAGCUCGCUCCCCUGGAAGCACUCACUCAGGGGACUUGUGCACAAAGCAGGCUCUGCAAGAGUCCGCACAUCUGGCCUCAUGCAGGAAAGUCCCUUCAGCAGAAAGAUCCAGGCAGGCCUCUGGCCCUGGCUCUUCCAAGUGCUCAGAACCCUCCCUCCACACACCCCUGGGUGCAGAGGAAGGAGCCAGGGGACGCUGCUGCAGCCAGCUUGGUCCUUGCACUGGGUGUUGGGCCCUGGGGAUGUCACAGAGCUCCCAGACUAGCUUCAGUUCAGAGAAUCACCUUGACGACCUGAUGAAAUAGUCAGGGUCCAGGUCUUCAGCCUGGUCCAAUGCCAGUGUCAUCUGGUCUAGCCGGAGCGAGAACCUGGGCCCCGGGGCAGGGGAAGGGUCUGGGAGUAACUCGACCUGCAGCAUUUCCCCCAACAGAGAACACACGUCUGUGUGUUGGUUCCCUGGAGCUCUGUUGUCUUCCAAAGGGAAGUUUCCUAUCACGCGUGGAGUGUUCACACUCUUCCAAUCGUUUGUAAAAUCUCGUUAACUGGUAAGGUCGCCCAGGGACUUGCCAGGGAUCCGGCCCCUUGGAGGAGCCUCGCAUGACUCCUGGUGCCGUGGUCGCUCAGUUUGGGAACCUCUUCCGUGGCUCUGGCAGGCGUCUUUCCAGUUUCCUCUGUGGACAGAACUUCU
Phyllostomus discolor (pale spear-nosed bat) is the source of this 10110-nucleotide messenger RNA. It is a transcript of the gene TLL2, whose product is annotated as tolloid like 2. Bases 4009 to 7077 code for a protein of 1022 amino acids. Gene Ontology annotation, molecular function: serine-type endopeptidase activity; zinc ion binding; calcium ion binding. NCBI's taxonomy places the organism in Eukaryota, Metazoa, Chordata, Mammalia, Chiroptera, Phyllostomidae. The transcript has 21 exons. The record is from RefSeq and is a predicted model, not a curated record. Gene Ontology annotation, biological process: proteolysis.